Molecule: messenger RNA, 1185 nt
Organism: Dracunculus medinensis (Guinea worm)
Lineage: Eukaryota; Metazoa; Nematoda; Chromadorea; Rhabditida; Dracunculidae
Source: the annotation of a GenBank genome assembly
UCCAUUUUUUCAUUUUUGUUCUAUCGAAAUGAUAGGCCAAGAAAGAAUUUCCUUGUUAAUUUAGUUGAAAAUAUCAAAGAAGAAUUUGAGAAGAAUAAAAUUUUACAGGAAAAUAGAAAACAGUUAGAUAAGCGGUUGAAAGAGCUUAAUGAUAGUGAGGCACUGCGAGAUGCAAGGAAAAAAUUUGAUCUUGUCGAAAGGGAGACAAUGAGAAAUUCCGAAGUCAUUCGAGCAAAGCUGAAGGAAUUAAAGGAUUAUAUGUCUCAGAUUACGACCGAAUUCCAAGCAAGUGAAGCGGGCAAAAAAUUGUCUAAGGUUUCUGAAGAAUCUAUUAAACAAGUACGAGUGGCUGUUGAAUCACUCGAAAAGGCUGCAGAAAAAAUUGGGGAUACUGAGAUCUAUCGAAAUGUUACCACUGUUAAAGUUGUCAAGGAGGAAGUAGAUAGUAUCGCCGAUGUACGUAUGUAUGCACGACCAGUAAAUGCAUUUUCUUCUCGUAUUAUCGAAGCCAAUACUGAAACGACGGGAGUUGAACUCCAUAAAGAAUCUAAGUGGUAUGUUAGUUGGAAAGAAUUUUCGGAGAAGAAUGUUUAUUUUAAUAAACUUCUUGAUUGGAAAAUUCGCUAUGAUGAAAGUGAAAAUCUUGCGAUUCGUAUGAUGCGAGGACUUACUGAUCGUAUCUCCGCUAUAUUGUCACCUGAAAGCGAGAUAUCAGAAGUUUUGACCGAAAUUGGAAAAGUUGAUGCCAACUUCGACAAGUCAGAUUGGCUUCGUUUUUGUGAAGUAGAUGUAAUACCGAAUGUGCUUGAAGCUUAUAUACGCGGUGAUUUAAAAGUAUUACAGGAUUGGUGUCAUGAACGAGCUUUUAAUGCUUUGGCAACAGUAGUAAAAGAAUAUGGAAAAAUUGGUUACAGUAUGGUAGAUUCAAGAAUUAUUGAUAUCAAUAAGGUUGAAUUGGUGACGGGUAAAAUGAUGGAACAAGGUCCAGUGCUGAUCAUCACCUUUCAAGCAUUCAUGUUAUACGUUGUGAAAAAUUCUGAAGGGCGAAUCGUUGAUGGUGACCCGCAUCACCCUGCACGUAUUCACCACGUUUGGGUUAUGUGUCGAGAUAUGGAAGAAUAUAAUCCAGCAGUCGCAUGGAAACUGCUGGAAGUGCAUAUGCAGAAGGGCAGCCUCUCUAUUUAA